AGGUCGCAGAGAGGUGAUUGGUGCAGGACAGUCAUGUGACAAGGCCUUUUGAGCCUUUUUCACUCUCACUGUCAGUGUAGAAGUUGUUGAAGUUGCACUGUGACCUGCCUCCCUCCAGCUGCGGGCGAUGCCUCAGCCGGGUCUGAGUGGGAUGGAGCCCGUUUUCGGGGAGGCUUAUGGGGGGCACAGGUCCCUGCUCAGUCCAUACCCUCUGGCCAUGUCCCCCCACGGAGGACGCACCGACUACGACCAGACUGUGCUGCUGAUGUUGGGCUCCCCGGCGUCUCCACGGAAACGGCCUUUUGAGUUGCUAAGCGAUCUGGUGGAUGAUGGGGGAUUUGGGGAGGACCUGCAGCCUGAGCGAUGGGACGUGUCUGCGCUGGACGAAAUGACACGCUUCACCAAACCUGGGCUGGGUGUGGGGACGGAACUACUCACCUGCACAGAGGUUUUCUCAGAGCAGGCUGUUCUGAUUGGUCGACUGGGCAGGAGUCGAGAGGAACAGGAAGAGGAAGAGCAGAGAAAGAGAGCUGCUACAAAAUCUGUCACAACCCCUCCCACCAUUAUGUCCCAGAAUGUCCCAAACAACACCACAGCUACUGCGAAGGAAACCUGCGCUACCACAUCCUCAACAACAGAGGGGCAGCUAAACGUACCAAAUGAGAGAAUGGGACAGGAGCAGCUGGUCCGAUCCGUGGAGGUCUAUCAAGUGGCACAGGAGGAGGAACUGACUUUGGAGCACAAUUAUUCGUUAAGCCAAGGAGGAGAUGGAGAGAUGGGGGCCAGCCUGGAGGAGGUGCCCCCUGAAGAGAGGAGAGGAGAGGAGGGGACUGAAACAGAGGAGAUGGACAGGAGAGAGACAGAGACAGAGGAGGAGAGAAGGGAGGAAGAGGAGGAAGAAGAGGAGGAAGAGGAGGGAGGAGAGGAGACUGCAGCAGAGGCAGAACUGACCAGCUCGUCUGAGAGUGAAUGUGAGGUGGAGACCGAGCCUGUGCGUCCGACCUGGAGAGCGUCCCUCAAAGCGCCGCUGCUUCUGGGAGUACAGACGAUCGCGAGACUCCUCCUCCAAAAAGAAACCAGGAUCUGAGGGUCACUGGUCUCUGUCCUGGAGCUCCAGCACUCUGCCCAGCACAUUGUACCGACCGGAGGGUAAGAAAGGCCGCCGUAAAGCCCGUAAAACCGAUGCUAGUGACCUGACUCCAAACCCUCAGAAGCUGCAUAACAUCGGGGAGCAGCUCCAGAAACUGAACGCUGCAAUUGACGGGAUGGGCCCCGUGAAUGAUCUGCCCGC
Molecule: messenger RNA, 1291 nt
Organism: Boleophthalmus pectinirostris (great blue-spotted mudskipper)
Lineage: Eukaryota; Metazoa; Chordata; Actinopteri; Gobiiformes; Gobiidae
Product: cilia- and flagella-associated protein 251-like
Exons: 8
Coding region: 128-1087 (319 amino acids)
Source: RefSeq, a predicted model, not a curated record